Messenger RNA from Protobothrops mucrosquamatus (brown spotted pit viper), 1927 nucleotides. RefSeq names its product protein phosphatase 1 regulatory inhibitor subunit 2 (gene PPP1R2). The transcript is spliced from 6 exons. Gene Ontology annotation, molecular function: protein phosphatase inhibitor activity. Gene Ontology annotation, biological process: regulation of signal transduction. Lineage: Eukaryota; Metazoa; Chordata; Lepidosauria; Squamata; Viperidae. The record is from RefSeq and is a predicted model, not a curated record. The coding region runs from base 1 to 759 and encodes 252 amino acids.
AUGGAGGCGCGGGGCUCGGCGGGCGGCGGGAGGCCCGUGAAAGGCAUCCUGAAGAACCGCUCGGGCAGCGGCAGCGGCAGCGGACGGGGCCUCGCGGACCCCGAGGCGCUCUCGCAGGCCUCGCCGCUGCCCCCCGCCGGGGGACGCCUGCAGGCGCAGCCGAGCUGCGAGAGCCGCGGCGAGGAGUACGAGAAGAAGACGCAGAAGUGGGACGAGAUGAACAUCCUGGCCACCUACCACCCGCCCGGGAAGGACUACGGGCUGAUGAAGAUCGACGAGCCCAGCACGCCCUACCACAGCCUGAAGGAGGAGGAUGCCGGCAGCGAUGCUGAGGAUAGCCCGGUCCCCACAGCCGACAUCCUGGCCAAAAAGUUGGCGGCCGCAGCACAAGGACAAGGCCCCAAAAUCCUUGAAAGGCAGGAGGACAGCAGUGAGGAGGAGGAGGAGGAUGACGAGGUAGACCUGACUCCGGAAGAAUUGGAGAAAAAGAGGCAGUUUGAAAUGAAGAGGAAGAUGCAUUACAACGAAGCGCAGAACAUCAAGCUGGCCAGACAGCUGAUCGCAAAGGAAAUGCACGGCGAGGCUGCCGAGGAGGAGGAGGAGGAGGAGGAGGAAGAUUGUGAGGAGGAGGAGGAGGAGGAAGACGAUGAGGAGGAGAUUCAGGAUGAGCGUAAAACGAGCACAGAAUCAGUACCUGCUUCUAGUGACCCGCUUGAGAACAUGGCACACAGCCUAGAAGAAGUCUGCUCAGGACUGUAAUAGCUCCCAAAGUCACCCUUUUGUAUUCCUUGCCACAUCACCCUUCUGCAGGUCUGUUUCAACAGGUUGGCUUGCACUUUGAUAUUUUGACAAAAACGGUGGUGAUCUCAAGGUUUUCUGUUUGGCAGUGAAAAUGUUGCUGAUGUGGCUGGUUCUGGUGGUCACAGAAGAAGGUUUCGUUGCUCAUCUGCCGAAGAACACAGCGUGGGGUAGCGCCAGUGAGCCAGACCCUUUGGUGUCACCCCUUUCCCUGGUCUGAACCCCUGGACAAUUGCCUCUUUUAUCGUGCUGUAGUAUUUGAGUACACACAAAUAUCCCCAUAAGGGCUUGAUGUUAAUGUGCCAUACUGCAGCCAGGAAAAGAACGAGCCUCUUGGCAACUGACGAGGCCUUUUGCUGCAAAAAGGGAUGAACGGGAGAGAGUUUUUAUAGCCUUUCCCCUUCCCCUCCUGCAGACUUUAUCCAGCGGGUUCUGAGAGGCAGGCAGGCGGUUCUUGCCUCAGCCGCUUGAGAGGGAAAGAGCAGCUGGGCAUGGCUUUCCCAGCUGCCUGUUCGGAGGUGGGAGUCGAUCAGCCUGCCUGCCUCAGUAGCUGCCGUACCUUUUUUCCAUUUGAGUUGGCCAGGAUUGGGAACACCACAAUAGGGGCCUCUUUCCUCCAUCAGAGGCCUCUCUGCUUCUCAGGGUGCCUCCCCACCUGGUCGGAGGCUGCCAGCCUCUAGAAAAUAAAAGUUAAAUGACAGCACCCGGCAGCCAGAGAGCGCCUCUUGAGACCCCGGUGUGGCCCAGACAGAAUGCACAGCCACCUGCUUUUGUUUCUUAACUAGAAGAGGCAGCGUUCCCACAGCCCCAUGUUAUCCUGUGCUCUUUUUUCAGUAACCUCUGCACUCUCCCUGUGUCAUGAAUGAAACUGAAUCAAACAGUUGUUUUGUAGUUUGACUGGCCUUUGUGAUUUUCUUAAGACUUGGGCUUUUUAAGCCUCGGAAGAGGGAGGGGCAUCUGUUGGUCAGCUAAUGUUUGUAAAUAUUAUUUUGAAUGUUCUAACAAGCUGAAGUUGCCUAGAAAAUACCCAGGUUGUGCUACUGAAUUUGCUCCUUCACUUCUGGAUUCCAUUUCACUGGCUUGUUUCCUCCGUGUAACUGUUUUAUUAAAGUAAAGAAACCACUGAGUG